This is a messenger RNA of Exophiala spinifera, 579 nucleotides long. RefSeq lists its product as uncharacterized. The transcript has 2 exons. Bases 1 to 579 code for a protein of 192 amino acids. The record is from RefSeq and is a predicted model, not a curated record. Gene Ontology annotation, biological process: mitochondrial respiratory chain complex IV assembly. Gene Ontology annotation, cellular component: mitochondrial inner membrane; mitochondrion. NCBI's taxonomy places the organism in Eukaryota, Fungi, Ascomycota, Eurotiomycetes, Chaetothyriales, Herpotrichiellaceae.
AUGGCCGACGAUACCCGGGAAGAGCAACAGGCGCCUCCAGAUGAUCAGGCGCAGCCUGUGCGCCGUCCCAGACGACGACACGACAUCCCCAAAUCCCAGGCCCAGAAGAUGUGGGAUGCGCUCGGCAACCCGGCAGAUCCUGCGAAUGAAAUGCCUGGAGGUACCUACAAUUCAGCGGGUGGCAGACCAGCCGAGGUCUCUUGGAGGGACGCAUUCAAAUUCUCAUAUCAGGGGAAAGGCCCAGCCUGGUAUCAGACGCCCUGUGCGAGAGAUUCCUUGCUGGUUGGCAUCGCUGCUGGUGGCGGAGUCGGAGGCUUGCGAUUCAUUCUAAAAGGACUUUCGUCUAUGUUGGUGACGACCAACUGGGCCGUUGGUGGAUUUGUGCUCACAGCUAGUGGCAUGUACGCCUGGUGCGAGCGAAGACGAAGAGAAGAGCAGCGGGGUAUCGCUCAAGCCGUUAUCGGAAUGAAAAUGCUACAAGAGAAGAAAGCCCGAGAGAGGGCCGCCGCAGAAGCAAGGGCAAAAGAGGAGGAGGAAGCGUUGAAAAAGAAGAACCAGAGGUGGUACAAGUUCUGGUGA